UAUAGACAAACUUGAUAGUCAAAUAAUAAUUCUGAAAGGUAUAACUUGCAUAAAUAUUGAUUCAUAAGUUGUAUUAAUUAAAUUAAGUUAAUAAUGACAGCGUCAUAACAAGCAGUACUUGCUGCUAAUUUUCAAUAAGCAUAUACAAGUAUUAAGCAGAUUCAAAGAAGUUAAAGCAAAAAGGGGAGACAUGCGGCCGAGGGGCUAUGAAUCUAUUCCAACCAAAAGAAAGAGCUUCAUAGAACAUAUUCCAGAACACCAAAGUUUCAACCUAUUUGCUAUGUAUAAACAUUUAUAGCUCUAUACAAAAAAUUCUAAGUUUAAAUGGUUUCAGUUUUUAAGGAGGGAUUGCUGUUUUUGGUGGGAAAUAAUAAGUGGGAAGUGUGAUCACAUAUAGUUGCCCUAUAUUAUUUGAUCAAUAAUAAUCUUCUGAAUAAAUGGAACAAACUAACUAAAAAGAGCACUGGGAUUAGAGUGCUUGAUUGAUCUUGUUCUUGAAGAAAACAUAAAAAGGACACAAACUUCUUGUUUAUUUCAGUAGUGACAGCAAAAGAAAAAAGAAUGCUACCUGAUCAUUCAAUACGCUCCAUGGUAUUCUGAGCAACAGUUUUAUAUGAUACGAGAUAUUAUAACAAAUAUAUCUAAGUGUAAUUCUUGGAGAAGAAUUUGGUGGUGUGCAAAGAGUUGCAAAAAGAUUUUCAAUUUAAAUCAGAAGUACAUUGAUCAAGGAAUUUGCAAACAGUUUAAGAGUAUUGGAAUGGUGGAGAUAUCCUUCAAAUAUUUUCCCUGUCAUUUUCAACCAAAGGAACUCUCCAUAUUCAAGUUGCCCUCACUGGAAGAUCUCCGUCUAUCUGGUUGCUCAAGCCUUGAGUAUUUUCCAGAAAUUCCAGACGAGAUGGAAAAUCUUGAAAUGCUUAAUUUGAGUAACACAGGCAUAAAAGAUUUGCCAUGUUCAUUUCAUAAUCUUUCUGGGUUGUGGUUUCUGAAAAUGAGUAGGAAUGAAAUGUGUAAGAUACCAAGUGUCAUUGGCAUGAUGCCACGACUGCAUCAGUGUCAUAUUUCGGGAGGAGGCAAUUUGGGGAGGAUAUCAAGAAAGCAGGAGGACGGGCUUCAUCGAAUACUCACUCACUCCCUUCCAUCUCACAAUAUGAUAUGUCUUUCUCUCAGAAACAGUAAUUUGUUAGAUGAGUUUUUUCCACUAGCUCUUGCAUGCUUUCCCAAUUUGGAACAUUUAGACUUAAUAGGCAAUAAUUUUACAGUCCUUCCUGAAUGCAUGCAAGAAUUUCGUUUUUUAUACUGGAUCAACGUUGAUGAAUGCAAGCAUCUUAAUCAAUGGAACUCCACGAGGGUGGAAGUACCGAGUUUGUGAUGCCAGGAGGAAUGGAUAUGAAACACUACCUUUGGAAAAGGAAUGGAAUCAUGCGGAGGUUUCGUAUCAAGCAAGUUACAAUUACUUUCAUGCGGUUCCAACUGAGCGAAUUGCAAGAGAGAUUGGAAUGCAUGUAUUGAAGAAAGAGAGUUUAGUCAUGCAAGAUAUUCGAUUCACUGAUCCUUACAAAAGGACACAACUACUUAUAAUGAUGCUCAUGCUCUCUAAAGUAUUCCCCAACCAUAAGAACCAGCCCUUGCUCCCGGAAAGAUGCAUUGGUUUGUGCACAUUGCAGUUUCUGGCAUAGAGGAUUCAAUAUCAGCAUCUGCAGUGCUAGUUUUGUUUUCAGAAACUGUUUUAACUCAUUGAUUUAUAGGCAACAAGAUGCAUGUUUUUGUACAUUAGCUUGCAUCAAUCAAUAUACACCAAGCUUGCUGCAUUCUGCAUUC
Molecule: messenger RNA, 1818 nt
Organism: Arachis stenosperma
Lineage: Eukaryota; Viridiplantae; Streptophyta; Magnoliopsida; Fabales; Fabaceae
Product: disease resistance protein RPV1-like
Exons: 1
Coding region: 614-1369 (251 amino acids)
Molecular function (GO): protein binding
Source: RefSeq, a predicted model, not a curated record